AUGGUUCCAACAAACCCAUACGGCCAUGUCAAUGAAGACCUAUCCGUCGUAGCCAACGAUGCUCGGCGGAAAAGACGAAGGCGGGUCCUCAUGUCCGUAAUCAUCAUCUCCGGUUUCGCAGCCGCCAUCAUCAUCUUACUAUCCGUAACCGCCGGCAGGUUUCGAACACCAAAGUUCCGAGUCCGAUCAGCCACCUUCGGAAGCUUCAACCUCGUGAACUCAACAACAACCCCUUCCUUCAAUAUAGUAAUGAACACGGAGCUAGGUAUCAAAAACACAAACUUUAGGCGUUUUCGAUAUCGCAGGACCACCGUUGACUUUUACUAUCGGGAACAAAAAAUUGGUGAGGCGUUUGUUUGGAACGAAAGAGUGAAAGCCAGAGAUACCAGGAAGUUUGUUGUCCCGGUGGUGUUGUCUUCCGAGAACAUCACGUCGGUUUCGGAGUUACAAAGGGAUGUCAACGGUGGCGUUUUGCCGUUGACCAGCAGGUCGAGGUUGACCGGAAAGUUCAAGGUAUUGAUAGUGAUACGUAGGUAUAAGCAUGUUAAUAUGGAUUGUAGAAUGGACCUUGUGAUUGCAAACAGGACCCUUGCAAAUAUCUCUUGCCGCUAG
This is a messenger RNA of Erigeron canadensis, 612 nucleotides long. RefSeq names its product late embryogenesis abundant protein At1g64065-like. Lineage: Eukaryota; Viridiplantae; Streptophyta; Magnoliopsida; Asterales; Asteraceae. Bases 1 to 612 code for a protein of 203 amino acids. The record is from RefSeq and is a predicted model, not a curated record. The transcript has a single exon.